This is a messenger RNA of Malaya genurostris, 707 nucleotides long. RefSeq names its product gamma-aminobutyric acid receptor-associated protein. The record is from RefSeq and is a predicted model, not a curated record. Gene Ontology annotation, biological process: macroautophagy; autophagy of mitochondrion; autophagosome assembly. The coding region runs from base 95 to 451 and encodes 118 amino acids. Gene Ontology annotation, cellular component: cytosol; autophagosome; autophagosome membrane. Gene Ontology annotation, molecular function: GABA receptor binding; ubiquitin protein ligase binding. The transcript has a single exon. Lineage: Eukaryota; Metazoa; Arthropoda; Insecta; Diptera; Culicidae.
AAGACGCAGUAAGUGAAUCAGUUCAGUACAGAGUGUCAUCACAGCAAAUCUGAGAAAAUAAUUUUUCGAAAAACCAUAUAAAACAGCAAGAACAAUGAAGUUUGUUUAUAAAGAGGAGCACCCGUUUGAGAAACGAAAACAGGAAGGGGACAAAAUACGUCGCAAAUAUCCAGAUCGAGUGCCCGUCAUCGUCGAGAAAGCUCCUAGGGCCCGAAUCGGCGAUUUAGACAAGAAGAAAUAUCUGGUUCCGUCCGAUCUUACAGUAGGACAAUUCUACUUCCUGAUCCGGAAACGCAUUCACUUGAGAGCGGAAGAUGCUUUGUUCUUCUUUGUAAAUAAUGUUAUUCCACCUACAUCUGCCACUAUGGGAUCACUAUAUCAGGAGCAUCAUGAAGAGGAUUAUUUUUUGUACGUCGCAUAUUCAGACGAAAAUGUUUAUGGAAGGCAGUAGGAUUAAAAUAUUUGAAAAAAGUGUGGUUUAGAAAGUGAGUUCUGUGUGUUUCACAACUAGUGAUAAUUUAAAACAACUAGCAUUACAUAUGUUUGACAUUGGCACUAAAAUGGCGUAGUAUUCAAAUGGAAGCUUGUGUUUGUUUGAAGUAUUAGUCAUUCUUUGUGCCAACUUUUGACGAAAAACAACAACAAGCAAAUCCUUUGUUUUUUGCUAUUUUAUUUAAACAUUGUCUACAAUUUAUGAUUAUAUACAA